Molecule: messenger RNA, 846 nt
Organism: Drosophila obscura
Lineage: Eukaryota; Metazoa; Arthropoda; Insecta; Diptera; Drosophilidae
Exons: 1
Coding region: 66-728 (220 amino acids)
Source: RefSeq, a predicted model, not a curated record
CGCUUCAUUUAUAUUUUCAGAGCGUUCCCUUCGGGUUCCCCAAAUUGUCAGUACAAAAUUCAAAAAUGGGCUUUAGCAUGUUAUUAAGUUCCCCCAAGAAGUGGUUCAACACGACUGAAGUUGAGAUGAACAUGUUUGUGAUGGCCGACGACGUAUACAACAUGAUGGAGAUAUUCAGUGAGGCGGCCACCUUCCAGGCCCGGAUGAUCAAGCACAUUGAUCAUAUGCUCGAGAUCUGCGACGUUCUGGUCUUCAUGCUGCUGGCCACCAUUGUCGGUCAACAUAUGUUUCGCCAUUGCUUGCAAAAGCUGCAGAGAACUGUUAGCCGCAGCACCUCGAACAUUCCGCGAAUCAUGGCCCAAAUGAAGAAAAUCAAGGAGAAGCAGAGUAUUCGGGGCAGCAACGCCAACUUCAGAGAAGUCGAAGAGGAAAAGAUAAUCAGCGGGUGGAAUACAAAAUAUAUCCAGAAUCAAAUUGUACAGGGCUAUGCCAGGAGCCCCAUGAUGGCAACUAACAUCAGGAACGAUAACAGCGAACCGAAGAAGUUUUCACGUAGAGUCCCGGAUGAUGACGAGAUCACACUGAAGCCACCGGUGGUGGAGAACUACUCAGCCAAGCUGAUCGGAACGCCAGAAUGGGCUGCCAAUUGCUUGGCCACGGGCGGACCACGCCAGAAACCACUGCAUAUAGAUAGUACAGGUAGCUCUCAAAGUCAUUUAGCUGAGUGAAUUACGAGCGACUGCACCAGGGGACUGAUGUUGUGGCUUUGCGGUUAGUGAUUCAAAUCGGACGCUCAAAACGAAUACAAGUAUUAUCAUCAUCAAUUAAAAGAAAUAUAAGCAUGGA